AUGAGACGAGAUCUAUUUAUAAUCCUGCAGCUUGGGCUGGCGUUUUUGCUUAUCUUUGCGGCAUUCAACAGCCAGGGAUUUAUUGAGAUAGCAGUUUUGAGAAGUAUUUCUCAGAAUCCGGGCUCUGGGAUAUCCGCGAAUUCUGGAUAUUACAGCAUGUCGGUAAUCUAUUUCGUCUUUACUUUCUGCAAUUUGUUGGCGCCGCCGGUGAUUUCUAGGCUUGGGCCUAAGUUAUCAAUGAUACUGGGUGCAGCUUGUUAUGCAUUAUUUUUGGCUGGAUUUUUGCAAUUAUCCGCUUGGCUGCUAUAUUCAUUAUCUGCACUUCUUGGAAUGGGAGCUGCGUUGAUAUGGACAGCCAACGGAGUCUAUCUCGUAAGAUUCUCUCGCGAAGGCAAAAUGGCAAGGAACAGUGCGAUUAUGUGGACGAUGCUUCAAACAUCACUCGUCGUCGGAGCCAUUUUCUUGGCAAUCGUAUUACAUGAAAGUGAUCUCGUCUCAUCUUUCCGUUUUGUUUACGCUAUCUUCACCGGCAUCUGCGUGGCAGGAAUUAUCGUUUUGAUCGCACUUCCCUCAUCUCCAGAAUCUAUCAUAUUUGAUGAGGAACGUGCGGAAUUGAUUGACAAUGAAAUACUACCGGGCGACGCCGAACAGCAGCGGCCCCCAUCAAGAAAUGUGGCAGAUAUCUCCACCAUGACGCUGGCUGAGGAAUUUGGUCAAACAUUCGCCUUGGUCAGAACCCCGAAAAUGGCGAUGCUGAUCGCACUUUUCCUAUUUUCUGGAAUCGAGAGCAGUUUCUAUGCUGGAGUCUACACCGCGUGUCUGUCAGCUUUUAAACACCUCAGCGAUACCUACAAUGCACUGAUUGCAUACGCUGUAUUGGCGAUGGGGGCUGGUCAAAUCGUCGGAGGCUUAUGGUUUGGACUCGGAGCAAAAACACCUUCAAAAUUCGGAAGAACCGGUGUGGUGAUGUUUGGAAUCGCGCUCCACUUCACCGCGUAUUUUCUGUGUUUCCUCAACUUGCCUAUGACAGCUCCACUUGGAGAUACGACCGAGACUGGCUAUGUUGAGCCUAGUCUGGUUACCGCGCUAAUUACCGCAUUUAUGCUUGGCUUGGCCGAUUCUGCUCUCCACACCCAACUUUAUACAAUGCUGGGCGGUAUCUACAAAGAUGAAUUGUCCUCGGCUGCUUUUGCUUUAUUCAAAUUUUUCCAGUCACUAGCAUCUUGCGCAGCUUUCUACUACGGUAGUGUACUAUUGCUGCAUUGGCAGUUGUUGAUCUUGGUUAUAUUCGGAGCAGCCGGAGCUGUCGCUUUCUUCACCGUUCACGCCUGGGCUUCACAAGAAAUUCAGACCCUGGAAACGACCGAGCAG
Mesorhabditis spiculigera is the source of this 1371-nucleotide messenger RNA. NCBI's taxonomy places the organism in Eukaryota, Metazoa, Nematoda, Chromadorea, Rhabditida, Rhabditidae. The record is from the annotation of a GenBank genome assembly.